Molecule: messenger RNA, 1783 nt
Organism: Plodia interpunctella (Indianmeal moth)
Lineage: Eukaryota; Metazoa; Arthropoda; Insecta; Lepidoptera; Pyralidae
Exons: 2
Coding region: 290-1696 (468 amino acids)
Molecular function (GO): nucleic acid binding
Source: RefSeq, a predicted model, not a curated record
AUGCCAAUUUGUACUACUCCACCAAAACAAUUAGGCGCAUGACAGGAAUGCGGUUUCGGCGCCCGUACCUCGUCUCACCUCCCCGCGCUCUCCCUAGUGACGCGCAGUCGUGUACUCGCGCUCUGCAGUUACACCACGUGCUUUCGCGCCUCCUAAAAUUUUCGUUGUCAGUUGGGUUUUUGUUGAGUUUGUGUUGUUAAUUUUUGUUAAAUAAUUGUUAUUAAUUCAUUCUGUGUUGUUUAAAAGUCCCGUGUUGUUUUUGUUGUUGAUAUUUUUUGUUAACCUCAUAAUGGGUAGGAAAAAAACUAUCCGUGGGUCCGAAAGGACAAUGAUAUUAAAAGUAUUACAUUUUUUUGAGGAAGAAAAGUUGCAUGGAAUAGCUAUUCCAAUAUCUCAAGUGGAAAAGCGAGUGUGUACGGCUACUGGCAUUAGUCGACGCACAUUGGCCAGAAUAAAAAACGAGGAAAAAGAAGUUUUGGAGAAACUAAGGCUUUCACCACAGCCGGGUACGUCAAGCGAAGCCCCAACAGAGACAGUCAAAUUACCCACUCCAGGGAAAAAGCGAAAACAAAAGAAAAAGCUGGAAAUUGAUGACUUCAUGAUUUGUGCAAUUAAAACAAAAAUUGAAAGCUUUUAUGACGUGUACAAAGAAGUGCCUACAUUGAAAAAAAUUUUAAACGUUGUUAAGAGAGAUCUUAACUUUCCUGGUCAAAGAGAGACCCUGCGAAAAAUUAUAACAGAAAGUUUGGGAUUUAAAUUCAAAAAGUGCUCCAAAAAACGAGACGUGCUCAUAGAAAGACCUGAAAUAGCAGCGUGGCGUGCACGUUACUUAAGAAGAUUAAAAGAAAACGACGACUUGGGCCCGGAAAAAAAACCUGUUAUUUUUACCGAUGAAACAUGGGUCCACUCGCAUUACACUGUCAACAAGUGUUGGCAAAGUCAAACGGUCCCAGGCAUAAGAAAAAACGAUAGUGCUGGCCAACGCUGGAUAAUCGUUCACGCAGGAGGAGAGACUGGGUUCGUCGAAGGUGCAGACUUAUUAUACAAAUGUAAAAGUAGUAAAGGGGAUUACCACGACGAAAUGGACACAGAAAACUACACGAAAUGGUUAACCGAAAAACUAAUUCCAAAUUUGCCACCUAACAGUAUUGUUGUCAUAGACAACGCGCCCUACCACAGCAAGCAAUUAAAUAAGCCUCCUACUAUGGCCGCUCGUAAACAAGACAUGCAGAAUUGGCUGAGCGAGAGAAACAUUACGUUUGACCCGCGAAUGACAAAGGCUGAGUUGAAUUAUAUUAUAAUUCGCAACCGACCGGAAAAAGAAUAUUUAGUGGACAAACUUUUAGAGGAGAGCGGUCACGAAGUCCUCAGACUUCCACCAUAUCAAUGUGACCUCAAUCCUAUUGAGUACAUUUGGAACCUGGUCAAACAAAGAGUCGCCGACAAGAAUGUCGAUCAGUCAGAGAGACAAAUCGAAAAACUAGCCAGGGAAGCCAUACAAUCAAUAACGCAAGACGAUUGGAAAAAAGAAAUUAAUCACGUGGACCGGUUACGGAAGGCGUACUGGGAAAAGCAAGGUUUAGAAGACGCAAGAGAGUUAGUCAUAAAUGUAAAUGACGACAGCGAUGACAGUGAUUUGGAAUCACAUUCAGAUUUUGAAAGAAUGUCAGGGAUUGAAGAAUUAGAUUCUGAUUAGAACAAUUUUUCAAAUUAUUCCAAUAAAUAAAGUACAUUUAAUCAAUUAGGAGUUUUAUUAUUUCCUUUGCACACACAGUUCUCUGUU